UGAUGCAAGGUGGUCAGAUCAACUCCAUCGGCCUUUGCAUGCUGCAGGCCAUGUUUUGAACCCAGGAUUGUAUUAUAAAGCUCAAGAAGAGGGAACUUUACUACAGAGUUUGUGGACCGAGUAUUAUGCAUGUGUUGAGAAGAUGAUCCCCGAUACAUCAAUACAAGAUUUACUAGUCGCUGAGCUUCCUAGGUACAAAAUGGCGUGUGGACUAUUUGGUUGUGGUCCGGCUAAAAGAGCUAGACCCAAGGUCACCGGGUAAGCGAGUUGAUUUAGCUCUUACUUAAAUUAUUCGACUUAUUUAUACUCAUUAACCUUUAAAUUUAUUUUAUUAUAGUGGAAUGGUGGUCACUAUUUGGUAGUGAAACACCAAACUUGCAAAAGUUUGCCAUGAAAGUAUUAAGCCUAACUUGUAGGUCAUCCGGAUGUGAGCGAAAUUGGAGUGUGUUUGAACAUAUUCAUUCCAAAAAGAGGAAUAGGCUUGCACUAUCGCGUCUCAAUGAUCUAGUGUACAUUAAGUACAAUAGAACAUUGAAACGUCGUUAUGAUGCUCGCGAUCUCAUUGAUCCAAUUCGCUUGGAUAACAUUGAUUAUUCAAAUGAAUGGUUAGUUGGAUGCCCCGAAGAUCAAGAAGAUGAACUAGUAUAUGAGGAUGAUGAUCUUACUUGGGGUAGUGUUGCUACGGCAAUUGGAGCUGAUGAGAGUAUCUAUCAUCUUAGGGGACUUUCUUCAAGAUCAAGAGAACUUGACAAGGGCAAAGGAGUAGAAACUACAUCUACAAGUUCAACUUCAAGUAGGACUCGGACACUAAUUGAUGAAGACUACGAUGAGGAGCAAUAUAAUGAUGUAGAGGAUGUUGAUCUUCAAGAGUUGGAUGGUUUUGAAGAAGAAUAGCCUUUUAGAUUUCUAGUAUUACCUUUUGAAUUAUUGGGUCUUUAAAGUUCUAGACUUUUAGUAUCUACUUUUAGUUUUUGAAUUGAAAUAUUUGCCAAUAUAUGUUAUU
Messenger RNA from Solanum tuberosum (potato), 1003 nucleotides. RefSeq lists its product as uncharacterized. The coding region runs from base 391 to 894 and encodes 167 amino acids. The record is from RefSeq and is a predicted model, not a curated record. The transcript has 2 exons. Lineage: Eukaryota; Viridiplantae; Streptophyta; Magnoliopsida; Solanales; Solanaceae.